UGCUACUGUCUGGCAGACAGCUUCUCUCGCAGAGAUUUGCCGGUUCCCUUACGAACAACGCACGCAAGAUGCAUAUCCAGUCGAUUCCCAUGUGGGUUGGGAGCUCCAACAACUACGCCUAUCUUGUGGUUGACGACAAGUCCAAGGAUGCCGUCAUCAUCGACCCGGCGAACCCGCCAGAGGUUGCGCCUGUUUUGAAGGAGGCUACUUCGGCGGGCAAGAUUAACUUGACGGCCAUUGUCAACACUCACCACCAUUGGGACCACGCCGGCGGCAACAAGAAACUGCUAUCGGAGCUGGGCACCGACCUCGCCAUCAUCGGCGGCAAAGACUGCGAAGGCGUCACCAGGACGCCAAAGCACGGGGAGACGUUCAAGAUUGGCGACAUUUCGGUCACGGCCGUGCACACGCCGUGCCACACGCAGGACAGCAUCUGCUACUACAUGGAGGAUGCCACUGGCAGGGCCGUCUUUACCGGCGACACUCUCUUCAUCAGCGGAUGCGGCAAGUUCUUUGAGGGUAAUGGGGCGGAGAUGCAUGAGGCGUUGAACAACAGGCUCGGAGCGUUGCCGGAUGAUACAGUUGUCUAUCCCGGGCACGAAUACACCAAGUCCAACGUCAAGUUCACCCUGUCCGUGUCCCAGACGGACCCAAUCAAGCGGCUUCGGGAGUUCGCGGACAACAACGAGGUGACGACGGGCAAGUUCACCAUUGGUGAUGAGAAGAGGCACAAUGUGUUUAUGAGGGUCCAGGACCCCGAGAUUCAAAAGGCGACGGGCGAGACGGAUCCUGUUUCCGUCAUGUCCAAGCUGCGGGAGAUGAAGAACAACUUCAAGUGAGGGUGUCACCAGGCCCGUGGAGGCAAAGAUCUGAUGUAUGUCUCCAUGGUUCACUUGGCACCACGGCACUUGAGAGGCCUGUGAUGCCGCUCGCUAGCCAUUGGAAGAAAAGGUUUGCUCUCGCUUCACUGUCCACACUUGCGCGCUGUUGGGGAAAAUCCGAGGCGGCAAGCUCUAGCAAUUU
Messenger RNA from Trichoderma citrinoviride, 1023 nucleotides. RefSeq names its product Metallo-hydrolase/oxidoreductase. NCBI's taxonomy places the organism in Eukaryota, Fungi, Ascomycota, Sordariomycetes, Hypocreales, Hypocreaceae. Gene Ontology annotation, molecular function: hydroxyacylglutathione hydrolase activity. The record is from RefSeq and is a predicted model, not a curated record. The coding region runs from base 69 to 839 and encodes 256 amino acids. The transcript has 15 exons.